ACAUUUAAAACUGUUCCAAUUAAUUGCUUUAAAUUGUAAAUUUUAAUCUACCUUUCACGUGCGGCUUGUUACUUGUUUAAAAUCAGUCACUUAAGGUUUUAUACCAUUUUUAAUAACAAAAUAAUAUCGUAUCAUGGAGCUAGAUAAUUUCCUGUACAAAAUUCAAGGUGUUUUAAAAACUGAAGAAAAGUUAAUAGGUCCUCUUUACAACAUCAAGAAAGAAAAUGAAGAGGAGUAUUCAAAAUUGGAAGCUUCUUUAAAGAAGGCUAUCACUGACAGGCCUCAAGAUACAAACUACAGAGUGGAAGUUCAGCUUUAUAUUCUUCUUUUCUUGAACACUGACAUCAGUCUGUACAAUGAUUUGAAGAAAAAUCGAAAAUGUGCCCAUCUAGUUGGUUUCUUUCCAAAAAUUAGUCAGGAUUUGUUUAUAAAAUUAACCCUCGGUCUAAAGUUAAAUAGAUAUUUGUACGAAUCAGUGAAACACUUCAAUUCUUCCCUCUCCGUUCAAGUAGCUGACAUAUGCUUGAAAUCUCUCAAGUGGAUUGAUCUCUUUGAGGCUGUGAAUCUGACAGAAAACUUGAUCAUAUCGCUGUUCAGCAAGAUCGUUGAAACAGAUGAAACGGAUAAGUACUACUCGCACUUAAAAGAUGUGUUUCAAAGGCUUCUCCUGCACUACGAUGCAGAAAAAGGCGGAAGUGUGAAAAGAAUGGGCUCUUGGAAAAAAUCUAAACUGAAACAUUAUGCUGGAUUAGUUAUGGCAAGCUUAUUAGAACUAGUACAUCAAUGUUCUAAAAUAUAUUUGAAGAAGAAUGAUAAUGAUGAUACCAUUGACUACUCUUUGUUCAGUAUACAGAUUGACAAUGAUUCCAUUGAUCUAAAGCAUCUACCAGAUGUUUCCACCAGUGGCUCCAUUACUCUACAGCAGUGCUAUGAACAUAUAGUGGCAAGAUGUCUGCAGAAUGUCAGCGACAUCACGCUGGAUAUUUGGCUGUUUUGGCUGGAGAUUGAUUUGGAUGAAAUACCUGAUACUGAGAACACGCUGCAAAAGCUUGUGGGUGAAAAAGCGUUCAAAUGUCAAGAAGCUCUGAAAGAAGCCGAAUGUUCGGGAAUGUCAUCGAAAGAGUCUUCUGAGUUGUUAAACAGAUUGACAAACAUUGCAAUCAAACCAAGCACAGAGGAGGACUUAGCAGCUUCUCUUGAUUUAGAAAAAGUACUGAACAAUAUCAAUGAUCCAGAAAAGGACUCUGCAAAAUGGUUGAAAUAUUUAAUAAGCAAUCCGGACAUUGUUGUCGAUCCAUCUGCUCUUGAUGUUUUAGCUAGCAGAGUCAAUAACUUGGAAUCCAAUGAUGUUCUAAAACUCUAUAAGACAAUUUUUGAGCAUUUAAUACACACUCCUGACUCACUACAUCAUAAAACUUUUAUUUUUGAAACAAUAAAACAGUGUAGUGUUCAUGUUCUACUGGAAGUUUCAAAUGUUUUUGUUGAAGUCUGCGGAACCUCUGAUUUUUUAAAACAGGAAGAUUUUCAAUCGACUAUGGUAGAGACUUUUAAUAUGGUCAUUAAUGAAGAAGAUAAGGAAAAGGAGCUGAUGCCGAUGUUUGUGAGUCUGGCACUCCAGGACGCUGCGACUCUGUUGAAGCGAGCCGUGUCAGAGGGUAUCACCAGCGAAGUCCGAGGCCACCUUAUGGCUGGCAUACUCGGCCAACUGCACCCGUUUUGUCACACAAUUCGGUCCACACCCCGCACACUUCUGAUUGAAGCCCUGGAUGAGCUUCUUGUUGCUCUCCCUGACCUACCAGAGAGCCAGCGGAUAAACUAUCCGUUUUUUGUUCGGGAGUUGGUGAUGAGAACGAUUCUGCCCGGGGAACAGUUUAUCCAACAUUGCCUCAUGGGAAAGCUGUUCACGCAUAUGAAAACAGAAAACUGGGUUGUGAUGUCUGUUUGUCUUGAAACUCUUACGGAACUGCUAGACAUAGGCUGCGUACACAACUGUCCUGCCACCAUAAUGAUGUUGAUGCAAGUUGUCGAGGCUAGUCGUUGUCAGCCCAACAAUUACACUGUCGCAGCAACGCAAGUGUGUCAACAAGCCCUACAUUUAGUCUCAAUGUACGUCUCCAAAUGGCACGACCAGGGACUUGAUGAGAAACAGUUAAGUAACCUGAAACUCAUGGUCCGCCAACACAUAAGUCCACUUAACCGCUUCCACCUCUACCGUCUGAUGGACGAACCCGUACCAUCGGACUCUGCUCUGCGACUCUUGUAUUACACACAUUACGGCAUCGGAGAAUGGAGCGUGUCACAGAUCACUCCCGAUGAAAGACUCAUGCUCGUCUACGCUCUAUGCUUUGUACUACCUACGCUGACUGUUGGCGAGUGGCGAGAGAUGUUUUGUGUGGUUGCCCCCAAGUGUUCAGAGUUCCUCAUUCUCUUUAACAUCGUCACCGACACUCUACUGUUGUGUCUGGACUCCGCCAAGAUGAAGCCAGAUAAUCAAACAGUCGUCACCUGCCUCAGCGCUACGAUCCUCAACAUUGCACAUGUUAUCAAGGAUGAACUGACCCGCUGGACAAAAGAUGACAAUGAAUAUCGCAUCAGCGUUCUGAGCAAAAUGUGUCUGUUGAUGUCCAGCCUUCCGUUGGAUCGUCAAGAGUCGUCAGGUCUCUCAUUGGUCAAGGUGCUACAGCAGUUGUUGCCAGAAGGUAGUCGACGCAAGCCUCUCACGGCUCACGAGAUGAACACUGUGACAACCUCUAUCGGCUCCAUCCAGUCAUCCGUGGUGAGACAGAACUUGGCUCGUCAGUUCUUGGAGAUGGUCCAUAGAUAGUGUGAGAAGAAUCAAAGACUUAAUAGUGAAACACAUGUUGUGGUCUUGCGAUUCCAAAUCAUCAAAUUGAUUUGCACUUGAGAAAAGUUUAUUUAAAAUCUAAUUUGGCCAAUGGUCGUGCUAAUUUUACAAUCAGCUUUGUAGUGUUUUCAAAGAAGUACCGGUAAUGAAAUGUCUAUGCCUGUGGUCGUAUAAUUUCAAAAUUACAGUUGAUAUUUGUUUCAAUCAAAAGGUUAGCAUCUAAUCUGUAGUUGUUAAUAUUUAUACAAAUUUCACAUUAUUCUAUGCAGUGUCAAUUUUCCUUUUACUGUUGCCCUCUUGAUUAGUAUUAGACUUAUAUAGAUCUCUAAAGAGCAAAGUGUAAAUUCCAAGCUGUAAGGUUUUUUAUCAGUAGAGGGAAAUUAAAACAGUAGUAUGUGAUUCCAAGAUGUAUUUCUUUAGUAAAUAAUAUUGGAUCCAUUUUUCAUUUGUCGUAUCCUUGUUUAAUAGUGAGAUAAACAGUAUUGUAUUGUUUUCACAUUUGUUACAUUUUUAAUAAAUGGUAUAAAAACCUAGUAGCAAUUUA
This is a messenger RNA of Macrosteles quadrilineatus (aster leafhopper), 3389 nucleotides long. RefSeq lists its product as uncharacterized. NCBI's taxonomy places the organism in Eukaryota, Metazoa, Arthropoda, Insecta, Hemiptera, Cicadellidae. Bases 134 to 2824 code for a protein of 896 amino acids. The record is from RefSeq and is a predicted model, not a curated record. The transcript has 9 exons.